This is a messenger RNA of Diorhabda carinulata, 3497 nucleotides long. It is a transcript of the gene Hacd2, whose product is annotated as very-long-chain (3R)-3-hydroxyacyl-CoA dehydratase. The transcript is spliced from 5 exons. Gene Ontology annotation, biological process: sphingolipid biosynthetic process; very long-chain fatty acid biosynthetic process; fatty acid elongation. Bases 711 to 1811 code for a protein of 366 amino acids. Gene Ontology annotation, cellular component: endoplasmic reticulum membrane. Gene Ontology annotation, molecular function: 3-hydroxyacyl-CoA dehydratase activity. NCBI's taxonomy places the organism in Eukaryota, Metazoa, Arthropoda, Insecta, Coleoptera, Chrysomelidae. The record is from RefSeq and is a predicted model, not a curated record.
GACUUACGAAAUUAAGGGUGAAUACCACUAAACUGAAAUACUCUUUUGGGCGUUCCACAUAGCGACUAUGAGCGUUGUGGUCGCGGCGAGAAUGUCACUCAUGACUACGAAGGUGGGUCGAAAUGAGUGUUGAAAGAAUUAGGAGGAAUUUUCAAAGCUAAAGCGACACAGAUUGCAACCAUGAGAAUCUAUUUCAUUAUUUGAUGCGGUAUGUGAGAUUAUAAGUACCAUUGAAGCAUUCUUGUGACGCACCAGCAAAUAUUUCAUUAUCGCAGCAGAAGAUAUUUUGAUUUUACUUCAAUGUAAAUCAGUUAAGCACUUCAUUAGAAAAUGCAAUAACCUACAAAUUCGUUAAUAUUUAUCACAACGCUCAAAACACCUCGUAAAUCUUUCCACUUGGGCUUACGAUUAUAACGCUAUGGACUAAAUGGAACAGGAAUGAUCGUGGUCGUGAGCGAUUGUCGUGAGUGCUUCGUGGAAUGCACUCAUAAUCAACAGCUACAGCAUGGUUUUAUACACGAAUAUACAUAUAUAUAACAGACCACUAACCCCCUCUGUUAUAUACAUAAGACCGCGGUUGACACUUAAUGAGUUGAUUUUAAGGUUAUAUUUAUAACAAGUUCUAUGUCAUGCUAAUAAUCCUUACAUAUUAAAUUAUUAUCCAUAUCUAUGAAUUACAAAUAUUCUUAGCAUAUUUAGAAAGUAGAAUAAUGAAUGGGCUAAGUCCUUUUGUUUAUUGGGCUCAGAACGAAUCUAAUUUGUUUUUAAAAGUAGAUUUAAAAGACACGGAGGUUCCGAGAAUAAUUUUAGAAAAUAACAAACUUUCCUUUCUUACAAAAGGAGUUGGUGCGCAAGGAUUGAAAGAAUACCAAUUUUCCAUUGAUUUUCAUUCAGAAGUAGAUAAAAACACAAAAAAUGUUAAAAUAACUGAUCAUAAAAUAGACAUAGUAUUAUUUAAAUCAAAAAAAGAAUGGUGGCCACGAUUAACAAUACAGCCUGUCAAACCGGCAUGGUUAAAAAUUGAUUUUGAUAAAUGGCAAUCUGAAGAUGAAGCCAUUGAAGAAGAAACUAGGGACAUUCGACAAGAUUUUCCAAAUCUUUAUGAACAGUUACAAAAAGAAGAAUUGGGUUACAGGAAAGAGGACAUCAAAAAAGUAUACCUCACUUUUUACAACCUAUUUAUGUAUAUAGGUUUUAUGUACAUAACUAUUGUGUUAUGUAUUAAAUUUGUCAGAGAUGGUGAAGAUUUUUUCCCACACGUAUACGAUUCUGUUGGACCAUUUAUGUGUUUUAUGCAAUUAAUACAAUGCCUCGAAAUACUCCAUCCUUUGUUUGGUUAUGUGAAGGGAGGCAUGUUGAUGCCUUGUCUACAGAUUCAAGGAAGGUUAUUUGUUUUAUUGGCUAAUUUAGAUCAAGAAAGAAGAAUCCAAGUGAUGCCAGUCACUUUCUAUUUGUUUUUAACUUGGUGUGCAAUUGAAGUUAUACGGUACCCCUAUUAUAUGUCACAACUUUACCAGAAACAAAACAAAGUUUUAACAUGGCUCCGCUACACUGCUUGGAUCAUCCUUUAUCCUGUAGGUUUCAGCUGCGAAGCCGUCGUUCUGUUCAGGAAUCUAAUUUUUGUAGAAGAUAGCGGUAAAUGGUCGAUAUCUUUACCAAACGCUCUUAAUUUCACAUUCCACUAUUCAGUGUUUCUUAGAAUAUAUUUACUUUUCGCCAUGAUGCCUGGGAUGUAUGCUCUCAUGAUGCACAUGUAUAAAAUAAGAAAACAAAAACUGGGUACUAGAAGCGAUAAAAUAAAACGAUCCUAAUUUUUAUAUUUACAAUUCUAUAGAAAAUUUAUAUAUUAAGUAGAUUCAAUUGUGUACUAUAUUAAUGGUCGAACUUUCACCCAUUAGUACAAUUUAAAAAGAAAUUCAUAUUUGGAAUAAUAAAUGUAUGUUUCAAUGAUACAGAGCUUCUGCCAAAUUGUUUCAAUACAGGUAUUUAGGAACAUGAUUAAGAGAAAGCACAUAUAAAUAUGUGAGGAGAAACUAGAGAUGAUUCACAUCACAGCUUACAAAGAUAUUUCACAAAACUCAGUGGCAUGCUUACUUGUAAACAAGGCUCAAUUUCGUUUUUAAAUUCACCUGUUUUUGUGAUAGAGAAUCGCUCAAAGGAUUUUCCAUAUUUUUUGCAUAUGACUUUUUAAUAUUAGAUUGAGUUGGUUUUAAAUGGCUCUGAUAUUGGAUUUGUUUCCUCUGCAAACUUGGAGUACUUUUAAAGGGAGUUGUUUCUUUCAGGCCUGUGUGUGGUCCCACAAGUAUAUGUCUGCAGAAAAAUGUUCUUAAACAAUUGAUAGCUUAACCAAAAAUUUCACUUUUUUAGUAAUGGUUAAUUUUAAAAUUUCAUCAUUUUUUUCUUCUUGAGAGAAAUAUCUGACAUUUUUCGUAAAAUAAGCAAUUUUUUUACUAAAUUUAUUUUAAAUUAAAAUAUUCUCUGACUAGAAGAUUCUUUAAUCCUAUUAUAAAUAUACACUUAAAAGUGGAAUCCUUUACUAUUAUCAGACUAACAGUGUUCAUUCUGCAAUCCUAACAGAAAAUGCAGUUUGUGGUGUGCCAAGGAACAUUGACUAAAUACAUUGGCACAUCAAGGAUUAUUCGAUGUUAUAUUCUCUUGUAUUUCUCUAUAGUUUCUUACAUAGUAGAGAGUAGACAAAGUAAAAUUCCUUUAAUUUCCUUAGUAAUUUGUCAUGGAUUUCCGUCGUAACAACUAACAAAAUACUAUUGAAAUAGAUCAUACGGGAUGCCUCAUAAUAGAAUUUAUAUGUUGUGGGUCGAUAAAAUUAAUCUAUCCCGAAACAAGACAUUAAACGUCAAGAAGCGUUUAAUUGGGGGUAUCAACACUUACUUUUGCGUUUGUGUAUUAUAAAAUUCGUAUUCUCACAACCGAAUUAUAUUACACUCUUAUUGUUUUCUGCUGUUCUGAUGACUUUGGCCGCCCAGAUGUUGAUAUUCGGUAUCAUCUUUGAAUGUCAGAGUCGCCAUGUAGUGCAGGAUCCUCUUUCGAAAAAAGCUCGAUCGCGACUUCUCUAGAGUCACCUACUAGUGUACACCUUCAGAACAUGAAGUUAUGUUACGAGGUCAAGUUUAUGAAAGGUGGAAUAUUCUAUCUACUAAUGGCGAAUGUUGGUCGACGUAGGGAACGUCAAGUAAAUGAAUCGACCCCAAAAAACCUUGGGGUCUCCUUGGUUGUGUUGUAUUGAUGGGUGAAUUUUGACAUUACUUGAUCAAUUUUUAAAAAUAUUAUAAAAGUGAAGAAUUUUUUAGAAAUAUAUAGUGCAAAAGAAAAACUGCCCCAGCUUUGUAUAACAAAACAAGGGUAAUUUUCAUUUAUAUACAAUUCAGGUGGUUUACUAAAGAUUUGGGACAUUAGUUUUAAUAGGAUAAGAAUUAUUAUAUGAACGUGUUUCGUAUAUUCCUUUUUGUUGAAUUAAAUAAAAUUGUUUUCAAAAAUAA